Molecule: messenger RNA, 1611 nt
Organism: Suillus subaureus
Lineage: Eukaryota; Fungi; Basidiomycota; Agaricomycetes; Boletales; Suillaceae
Exons: 1
Coding region: 379-1407 (342 amino acids)
Source: RefSeq, a predicted model, not a curated record
CCGGGUUCCCACACUAUUCUGCCACAAACCACUGAGUCACGUCGCUGGCAAACGCGCCUAUCAGCGCUCAAGCUGUGAUCACGCCAGGUCCGCCCGACUCAUUGAGUCACAGAACCCGCAUGGACCAGCAUGUGGCCGCCCCUGGUCCGGACAACUGUCCUGAAAUGGUAGCUCGUGCGCAGCGAAGAUAAAGAGUGGACAAAGCGGCCAGCCGUGGACAAAGCCCAAAGGAAUUCUUUUAUCCGCACUCCCGCCAAAGCACUUGCGAGGAAACGUAUUUGAGUGGCUGAACGAGCUUUCCAGGUGUACCAACACCCUCAACUUCUACUGAACAGUUUACUUUACCUAUACCCCUAUCACGCGUUGCGAUACUUCACAAUGCCAUCUCGUAUUCCAAAUGUUACACGCCAGACCAAGGUUAGCAACGCCAACGGCUAUUAUCUCAGAUGCCGCGAUGUAGAUGGCACAUCUGUCCUGAUCACUCAAACUGCUACUGGUCUUGGCGCUCAUACGCGCUGGAUCUACCCCGAGCAAGACACGAACAAUAAUGAAGAAGAGACUGGCAUGGAUAUAGACGAGGAGGGGAACGCCACACCACCGCCGAGCAACACGACGUGCUUCCCUCAGACUCCUAUGACUCAGCAUGCGUUCGACGCGGGCUCUGUCCUUCGCACGCCCGUAAAGAGGCCCCAGCCACUUCAGCGCAGCCCCGAGCGCAUCGGCUUUAAAGGGAUUAACUUUUGGCACAACAAUUCACUGGGUACUAGCUCUGGUAUUCGCGUGAGAUAUGUAUUGCAGAGGCCCGUCGGCUCCGCCACGAACUUGACAAAGGAGCAAAUUCUCGAGCACGAGUUCCAGAGGAACCACGAGACCUUUUUGACUCAAGUGGGAAAUUUACUAGGCAGCGAAGAGAAAGAACGGGUGGCGAGAGAGAUGAAUUCGACUUUACCGGCAGUGGAUACGUCUGCUGGUGCAGGCACUGCAAGACAUGUUCACUUUGUCUCGCCCGAGCGGUCUAUCUUUAUCGAAGAGGAAGAGGAGGUAUCAGAGUUUGGAGUUGGACCUACGGGUGAGAGAUUGAAUUCGCAAGGUCUUCCGAUACUCGGAGCACACGGGACUGUCAUGAUCGACCCCACGUUCAAGCCUCAAGUUCGACCGACGCUGCCUACCCCGAAGGCAGUGCAGAUACAAACCGACCCUGCGGACCAAGAGAACACCAAGCACCUUGGCAGCAUCACCGUCGAGGGGAAGGAAUGGCAGGUCUACAAAACCUUGAGGCCUAGGAAGGACGGACAACCCCGAAUUAUCAUGUCGUCUCCUGUGCAACCCAGGACGCGUAAGCCUCGGAAGAGCGUGGGGUCACCGCCUCUAACGAGGCACCCUACCAUUUUGAUUGACGUUAUCUAAGGGGAGUGUCGUCUGUUCGAAAUCGGUAGCCCGGGAGGACACGCCUCAUCAUGAACUCGCAUCAGUAAUAUUAUAGUUGUUAUGCUCAAUGUAAUACUUAUACAGGCACUACUUGCGCGCUCAUCACAUAUGGAUUGUACAGCACUGGCAGGUACCUCUAUGAUUAUUAAUAUCCCUCACAAUAUGAUGUAUUUUUGAAUGGCC